GUCAGCCGUCACGACCCGCAACGCACAUGCCGCGUUUUGUUUACAUUUUUUUUUCGUUGCGCGCUCGUUGUGACGUGAAUUUGUUGCAACUUUCCUAACUUUUAAAAGAAAUUUAACGAAAAGCAAGUGCACCCCACGAUGAAGGUAACGAAGCACAAAAAGGCCCGCAAGUACAUGAGCUUCUACAUCAACAACUUUGGCUUCCGGGAACCGCUGCUGACGCUGAUCGACGGAACGUUCUGCCAGGCCGCGUACAAGGCCCGGCUCCAGAUCGAGGACCAGCUGAAAAAGUACUUCCAGUGCGAGCUCAAGCUGAUCGUGACGGCCUGCAUCAUCACCGAGGUGGACAACAUCGGCGGCCCGUUGGCAGCGGUUUGCCAGCUGCUGAAGAAGUUCCUCGUGCAUCGGUGUGGCCACGAGAAGGCGCCCAUUUCGGGCUCGGCCUGCAUCAAAUCGAUGACCAAGACGUGCAACUACAUCGUGGCCACCCAGGACCGGGGUCUGCAGGAGUGGGUCCGGUCGAAGCCUGGCGUUCCGCUGUUUUAUCUGCACAACAAUCUUGUGCCGACGUUAGUGCAACCGUCGGAGGUUAGCGUGAGGGCGGCGACCAGCAAGAGUGUGGCUCGGGUGCAGGUACGGGAGGUGGACACGCAGACGUUGACCAGUUUGAAGCGGAAGGAGGGGAUAUUGGUGGAGGAGGACGGUGGGAAGGACAAGAUAAGGAGGAAGAAGAAGAAGGGCAAGAAUCCGCUGUCGUGCAAAAAGUCCAAGAAGCGGAAGGAGCAGGGAACGGUGAUGAAGGACGCUGUUCAGGACCAUGCCAUUGAGAAGAAGAAGAGGAAACGCGUGAAACUGGCGAAGCACGUGGUGGAUCAUUUGAAGAGUAUGAAGGCGGGUGGAGACCAAUAAAAUUGUUGAGUUUGAAAUAA
This is a messenger RNA of Culex quinquefasciatus (southern house mosquito), 929 nucleotides long. RefSeq names its product rRNA-processing protein UTP23 homolog. Gene Ontology annotation, cellular component: small-subunit processome; nucleolus. NCBI's taxonomy places the organism in Eukaryota, Metazoa, Arthropoda, Insecta, Diptera, Culicidae. The record is from RefSeq and is a predicted model, not a curated record. Gene Ontology annotation, molecular function: small ribosomal subunit rRNA binding. The transcript has a single exon. Bases 139 to 909 code for a protein of 256 amino acids.